Molecule: messenger RNA, 1646 nt
Organism: Vespa mandarinia (Asian giant hornet)
Lineage: Eukaryota; Metazoa; Arthropoda; Insecta; Hymenoptera; Vespidae
Product: cytochrome P450 9e2-like
Molecular function (GO): iron ion binding; monooxygenase activity; oxidoreductase activity, acting on paired donors, with incorporation or reduction of molecular oxygen
Source: RefSeq, a predicted model, not a curated record
UCAUAUUCAUAGCAGUGUAGCUUAUCGUUGGAGAGCUGUCAGUAGUUUAUUAUUCGACGUCCGUCAAAAUGGAGUUGUCUUUUUCAUCAUCCUCCAGUUUUUAUAUACUUUUAACUACUUUGAUCGCGAUUAUAGCGAUAAAAACGAUCUCUUUAUUAUAUUUUCAAUUUACAUAUUGGAAGAAAAAGGGUGUACCAAUGACGCUAAAUUAUCCUUUUUUCGGAUUCAAUUGGACGGUUUUAUUUGGCCGAAAGUCAUUUCAAGAGUUAAAUGUACUAAUAUAUGAGACAUUACCAGGUGCGAAGUACGUGGGCUCUAUGGAUUUUUCAAGGCCAUUAUUGAUAAUACGUGAUCCUGAAUUAUUGAAGGAAAUAACGGUGAAACAAUUCGAUCAUUUUCCUGAUCAUCGUGGUUUCGUGGACGAAACUAUAGAUCCGAUUUUCGGUAAAAAUAUUUUUUCAUUACGUGGUGAACGUUGGAAGGAAAUGAGGAACACUUUAAGCCCGUCCUUUACAGCAAGUAAAAUGAGAUUUAUGUUCGACCUCGUUUCCAAAUGUUCGAACGAAUUCGUGAAUUAUUUCGUCGAUCAUCCGGAAGCAGCGAAGGAAAUCGAAAUGAAGGAUGCUUUUACAAGAUAUACUAACGACGUAAUAGCGACGGUAGCUUUUGGUAUUUCGGUGAAUUCGAUGAAGAACAGGGAUAAUAUAUUUUUUCGAAAGGGUGUCGAAUCAACUAAAUUCGAUGGGUUAUUGAACGCGAUCAAGUUCACCUUAUUGCGUACUUGUCCUAAAUUCAUGAAAUUAAUAGGAAUCGGCUUCUUAACUCCAUCUACGGCUAAAUUCUUCAACGAUAUAGUACGCGAGACCGUACAGGCACGCGACGAGAAGGGUAUCAUUAGACCGGACAUGAUUCAUUUGCUUAUGCAAGCAAGAGAUAAAGAAUCCAGUAAUUUGGAUAUCCAAGAUAUCGUAGCUCAAGCUUUCAUCUUCUUUUUGGCUGGUUUUGACACGUCUUCGACAUUGAUGUGUUUUAUGGUACACGAAUUGGCGGUGCAUCAAGAAAUUCAAGAUAGAUUGCGUCAGGAAAUCGACGAAGUAUUGCUUCGGACCAACGGUGAACUCACUUACGAGGAACUUUCUAAGAUGGAAUACAUGGAAAUGAUUAUAAACGAGACAUUAAGAAAAUAUCCUCCUGCCAUUUUUCUCGAUAGGCUUUGUGCCAAACGUACGGUCAUUCCUCCAUCUUUACCAAAUGGCAAAGAGAUAAUCAUUGAGGCUAAUACAUCAAUUUGGAUACCAUCUUUCGGUUUUCAUCACGAUCCGAAAUACUUCCCGGAUCCGGAAAAAUUCGAUCCGGAAAGAUUCAGCGAAGAAAACAAACAGAAUAUUAUUCCUUAUACUUAUUUACCAUUCGGCAUGGGCCCUAGAAGAUGUAUUGGUGAACGUUUCGCUCUGAUGGAAACGAAAAUAGUUAUAGUAAAUAUUCUUAAGAAAUUUAUUAUCAAACGUACGAGUAAAACGAUCGAUCCUGUCGUAUUUGAUAACAAUUCGUUCAAUCUAAAGAUCAAAGGUGGAUUUUGGAUCAAUUUGGAACAAAGAAAGAAUUGACGAGAAAGAGAAGAAAAAAUAAAAAAAUAAAAAAGAAAA